UCUUUGCGAUGAGAUGGGUAAUUUGGGCGGUUGACUUCUGUUUGUAGAUCGCAGCUACUUUUUAUAAGGCACUGCGUCAGGAAAUUGGAAUUCGGUUAAAGCAACCUUGAGUUUACCACUCAACUCCCUCAACUAGGCAGCACUCCCCACAUCGGUCAUGACAGUACAUCUUGGGUUUCUGGUUUGGAUAUUACUGUGCGAUUGGGUUAAGAAGCCGAGUCUUCAGUUAAUCCAAGCGUUCCUGGUGCACGCACUAUGGCGCGCCCCAGAGCGAAACUGAUCCGGGCCUCCGGGGUUGUGGACGAUCCUGGCCAAGUGGUGCCGCUGCCCUACCUCAACUUCCUCCGCUAUUUAAAGCGAAAAGUCUUUCCCAGCUACGAUCUGCGCCGCUUACUCCAGGAGGGCCUCGUCCAAUGGAACGCACUGAGCGACGCCAAGAAGAGGUUGUUCGAACCAGAACGCAUCUUGAACCGCGUGGCUCGCAGGCGAAGGAAAACUCGGCGUCGCCGAUUGCUGCGCCGUAGUCAGCAUGGCCAGAAGGGACGAGCUGCAGUGCGACGGCCCCUCUACGACCAACGUCCAUCGCCACGACGCCGAAAACGAUAGUAAGGAGUGGGGCUAUUGCCCUCAUGGAUCGGACCAGCUGGAAGUUGUUCCGUUCGUUCACCUGUAGCUCCGCCAAAACACACAUUCUGAACCUGUGACUGCUCAACAACUUUUCUUCUUUUCCCAUUACAUUUUUCUGUUUCCCUUUCCGGUGGUUGACUGACCCAGUGACAGUAAUUAGCUGGUAAUGUGAGCAGCCCCAAAGUGGAGGCGUCAGCCAGCUGGUUUAGGUAGAUUGGACCUUGUACAUUAUUAUUCUCUCGUAAUCAAAACUCUGUCGCGUGGGCUUCUGUAAAUGGGAAUAUGCAAACAAUAACUCUGCAACCGCUUUCACUUCUUG
Drosophila rhopaloa is the source of this 946-nucleotide messenger RNA. RefSeq lists its product as uncharacterized. The record is from RefSeq and is a predicted model, not a curated record. The transcript is spliced from 2 exons. The coding region runs from base 256 to 606 and encodes 116 amino acids. NCBI's taxonomy places the organism in Eukaryota, Metazoa, Arthropoda, Insecta, Diptera, Drosophilidae.